Messenger RNA from Hevea brasiliensis (rubber tree), 1814 nucleotides. RefSeq lists its product as uncharacterized. Gene Ontology annotation, biological process: transcription open complex formation at RNA polymerase II promoter; transcription initiation at RNA polymerase II promoter. The transcript is spliced from 10 exons. Gene Ontology annotation, cellular component: transcription factor TFIIE complex. The coding region runs from base 157 to 1578 and encodes 473 amino acids. Lineage: Eukaryota; Viridiplantae; Streptophyta; Magnoliopsida; Malpighiales; Euphorbiaceae. The record is from RefSeq and is a predicted model, not a curated record.
CAAGCCCUUUAUUUGCAAUACGCACCUGCCAGCAUUAAAAGCUAACCAGAGCUGUGGAGGCUACACACGUCUCUCUCUCUCUCACAAGACUACUGCUAGCAGUUGAAAAACCCAAAUCUCUCAACCGCUAAACCCUGGCAUAUCCACACCAACAACAUGAGCGUCGAGCCCUUCAAUCGGUUGGUGAAACUUGCUGCUCGAGCUUUUUACGAUGACAUAACCACAAAAGGCGAUAAUCAACCCAAAACGGGGAGGAGCGAUAACAGAGGAAUUGCUGUGGUGGUGCUUGACGCUCUUACUAGACGGCAAUGGGUUAGGGAAGAAGAUUUGGCAAAGGAUUUGAAAUUGCACUCAAAGCAACUUCGUCGAACCCUGCGGUUUUUUGAGGAAGAAAAACUAGUUACCCGAGAUCAUAGGAAAGAGACGGCUAAGGGAGCAAAGAUAUAUAGUGCUGCUGUUGCUGCCACCGCUGAAGGUCAACGGACUGCAAAAGAGGGGGAGGAAAAGAUAAAACUACACACUCACUCUUACUGUUGUCUGGAUUAUGCACAGAUAUAUGAUGUUGUUAGGUACAGACUGCACCGCUUGAGGAAAAAGCUAAAGGAUGAACUGGAAAACAAAAAUACUGUUCAAGAGUAUAUAUGCCCUAACUGUGGGAGAAGGUACAAUGCCUUGGAUGCACUACGAUUGGUUUCUCCAGAUGAUGAAUACUUCCACUGUGAGAAUUGCAAUGGGGAACUUGUGGCAGAGAGUGACAAGUUAGCUGCUCAAGAAGGAGGAGAUGGAGAUGACAAUGCAAGGAGGCGACGGCGUGAAAAAUUGAAGGACAUGCUUCAAAAAAUGGAGGUGCAACUUAAGCCAUUAAUGGAUCAACUUAAUAGAGUGAAGGAUUUGCCUGUUCCUGAAUUUGGAAGCCUUCAAGCAUGGGAAGCUCGAGCAAGUGCUGCUGGGCGCCCAGUAAAUGGUGAUUCUAGUUCCAAUGAUCCCUUCAAAUCUUCCCAGGGGCUAGGGUAUGGUAGAACGCCGAUGACAUUUAUUGGGGAGACAAAGGUUGAAGUUGCCUUUUCUGGUGUUGAAGGCAAGGAAGAGGAUGUCAAAUCUGAAACUGCAAGUUCAGAUCGGAAAGUUUUGCCUCCAUGGAUGAUCAAGCAGGGAAUGAACCUUACAAAAGAGCAACGUGGAGAGGUCAAGCAAGAGUCUAAAAUGGAUGGAAUUUCGUCAGCUGAAUUCUCAGAUGACAAGAAGUCCAAUGAUGAUGUAGAUAAUAAAAGCUUACAGGAUGAGUAUGUUAAAGCUUAUUAUGCUGCUUUGCUUAAGAAGCAACAAGAACUAGAAGAAGCUGCUAAGAAGCAGGAGUUGUUACAUGCACCCAACUCAAAUGGCGUUUCUGAAUCACUUUCUAAUCGUCAGGUGGGCAUGAAGUCCAAACGUGAGGAGGAUGAAGGGGAAGAUGAUGUUGAAUGGGAAGAGGCCCCAACUGGUGGCAGUACAGGUGAAAGUUACAAGGUCAAUGACUUGAAUUUUGAAGCUGAAGCUUCAGGAGAGGAGGAGGAUGAUAUAGAUUGGGAAGAUGGUUGAGUGUCAAAUUAAUUAACUUGUGCAAUGCAUGGGAACAUAUUUACGAAUUCAAUAUGAAAGGUAAACAACAUUUAAUCUUUAUGUGUUGCUUAUGUAGACACUGAUUUCUACCAAGUUUAAGAUAUUGUCCAUUGAGAACUACAGUUGAUAAUACCUUGUGUGUAAGUCACUUGUGCAUGUAUUUUGUAAAUCCUUUUUUUUUUUUUGGCUUGUUUAUUAAAACCCCAAUUUUGGCA